CGGCAACCAGGGAAACACAAUCGGUGCAGCAAGACCUUACUUCUCUGAUGAUUUUUCACAAUGCUGAAGUGGAGGAGCUGUCGCAUGCGUUGCAGCUUUCCUCGUGCUUCUCCCUCUGUCCAACCAUGGACCUCGUGUCGUUCCAAUUAAACGACAACGUCGUGUGGGUCUACAGAAGAGGCAACGAGAAGGUAUGGGACAUCGAGCAUGCAGAAACGACUCCAGAUGAGGCCAACGGCAACGGGGAUGGUGGAAACACGAAGAAGAUCAAGGAUUUAGCAUGGAAGCCGGAUGGUAAGUGUUUUGCAGUCGUGUCAACAGACGGACUGAUCGAGUUGUUCGACACAAUGAGCGGGGUGUUGAUCAGAUCAAUUCAUUUAGAAAUGGAAAUAUCUUGUGUAAAGUGGUUUAAACGGAACCCGGAGGUAAACAAUGGCUUGAAUCGGUCAAGGGUUGGGGGGAUCCUUGACGAUGUUGCCAUCACGAACUCGCUUCCGUCUCUCAAGUUUAAGAUGAACAACGGUACCUCAGGCACAUCCAAGGAGGAAGACAACGACUCAGUACUGGACUUUCUCAUUGCAGGAUCAACAGGUGGAUCAUUGAGCUGCGUGUUUUCAGGGAUUUUUGUAGUCGAAAACUUGACGUUGUGUGAUAUUUUUGAAAACUCUGAAAUCAUGGAUAUCAUCUCCAACAAGUCCUUGUCGAACCACUAUGUACUCCUGAAUACCCCUGCAAGCAGAGACAUAUCGGUGCUGAAGGUAGACACGGAUUUCAUCCACAGGGACAAGAAGUUCACCAAAAUCUUGCUCAUCUGCUCCAAGCUCUUGAACCUCAUCGACCAUAUCAAAAGCUCGAUCCACCAAAUCGACAGCCAUUAUAAGCCGUACUUUGAUUACACGAUACGGAUUGUUGAGUUGCUACGAAGGGAAAUCAAAGAGGAUGAAAUUGAAAACGACAAUAAAAGCGGGAACAAAAAUACCGACUCUGCCGGCAGGGGUGACAACGACGAAAACGACGAAAACGACCCCAACCCACCAACAAAAGAGGAUAUCAACAACAAUAGCGACCCCAUCUAUGAUCUAUACGAUUUACUUCUUACUGGGUCGUUAUCGAAUGCAACAAAGAAGUGGCUAACCGACUAUUUGAGCGAUCGAGGGGUGAAACGAUGGACAAAGUUAGGGCGUACCUAUUUCGACAACGCCAGGAGCUCCAUAUACAACGACUUAGUGUCGUGCUUACACCACAUGAUAGUUUUCCUUACGGACCUAAAAGGUUUGAGCCAGUGGGCUUCCAACGAUACGUCCUUGUAUACGCUGGAUAUCGAAGAGUGCAUAAAAAUAUCCCAGAGCUAUUUGAAGUACUCUUACAAGUUCAUGAUGGAAUUGAACGAUAGCCAGCGAUAUUUUGAGCAGACUAUUAUAUGGCUUUCCAGUAUUCUAUCCGAGCUAACUGCAGACGAAAAGCUGAAUGUCAGUUUCCGAACCAAUGAUAUCACGAAGUUCUUGAUGUUUGUCAGCAGCAAAAUCAAUGCAGUUGACAGCGACUCCGAUCAUGGCAGCAUACACGAUGCAUCUAAGGUAAACGAGUUUACGAAAUAUUUGGAUACCGUGUUGAACUCAUUAUUUGGCAAAAUAAAAAAUGACAUCAAAUCCAAAUUCAAGCUGGAUACUCAUUCACUUCUUUUCUCAAACGAAAAUUCAUCCGUAAGCCAUGUGAGCAUGAAGAUAUUCAGCGACGAUAACAAAGGCCACGCUUUAAUGCUUUUAGAUUCCUCGCAAAUAGUAGUGAAAGAAUUUAAUCUUACCACUCUUGAUGUUCAAACCUACGAGAUGACAAGAGAAGGAACUGAAACCAUUACCGAUAUGAAGAUUGUCUCUAGCGAUAGAUUACUCGUGCUAUUUGAUGAUUGUGUCAUUAUGUAUAAGUUGCUCUUAGACACCAAAGAGGCUGUAGCCGACUUCAAGUAUGUUUUGCAGGAGCAUAGCAACGAGACAGACAGCGACUUUCAGGCAGGAUACUUAGCUGUGAACGAGGACAAAAAGUUGUUCUGCGUGUUGGACAAAACAAAGAAGAAAUACGUGUGGAUUAGUUAUUGAUCUAUAAAACGCUCUGAAACUUAUCUAAGCUCUUUGUACAAAGUCUCCAUCUUUUCCGAGAUGGCGAUUCUCUUUUCUAGAAUAUUCGAUUUUGCUAUUCGGGCUUCAUCGUCGAUGGUAAAAGCGGUCAAGCUGAGAAAGUUGACGUAAGCUUCUCUUACUGCUCCAGGAAAAGAAAUAAGGUCUAGCUGGUUGAAUAUGUGCAUGUCUUCUUGGGUGAUCGGAGGGUAUUUGCGAUAGUACUUCUGGAGUUUGACAAGUCUAGCCAAUCUCAUGUUGAAGAUCCGUUCUGCAGAGGGCGGCAAGCCAAACCUGUUUGGGUCAACUGAGAUCACCAACUCAGGGAGUUUAAACUUGGGCUUCACAACACUGCUGUACUGCUGUCGUACUUUGAUGAGUCUCCGUACAUCUUCUGAAACGGGCGUUUGGGGCUGAAAUUUCAGCUGUAAAAUCUUGUCACUGUUCGUUUCCAAGGGCACCUCC
Messenger RNA from Pichia membranifaciens NRRL Y-2026, 2579 nucleotides. RefSeq lists its product as hypothetical. The record is from RefSeq and is a predicted model, not a curated record. Gene Ontology annotation, molecular function: protein binding. NCBI's taxonomy places the organism in Eukaryota, Fungi, Ascomycota, Pichiomycetes, Pichiales, Pichiaceae. The transcript has a single exon. Gene Ontology annotation, cellular component: nuclear periphery; anaphase-promoting complex. Gene Ontology annotation, biological process: positive regulation of mitotic metaphase/anaphase transition; protein K11-linked ubiquitination; anaphase-promoting complex-dependent catabolic process. Bases 126 to 2096 code for a protein of 656 amino acids.